GUGGGGGGGAUGCUGACGUUUAGGGUGCACCAUCUGUGCAAAAGUCGACCCCAUUUCCGGAAACACCCCAUUUCGCAGAGAAUACUGCUCCCUUCACUUUGCUGUCCCUUCCUCUCCCCCGCCACUCCGCCCCUGCUAGCCUCAGCCAAUCAGCAUGCACGCCGGGACGCGCAAGGGGAACGUUCCGGGACGUUCUUGCUACGUACUCUUUAUCAAUCGUCUUCCCGCGCAGACCAGUCCUUGUUUUCUGUGCUCCUCCAAGCUCGCCGUCUGUCCGGGUUUUUUACGUUUUAAUUUCCAGGACUUGAACUGCCAUGUCCUCUGAAGAAGGAAAGCUUUUCGUGGGAGGUCUCAACUUUAACACCGACGAGCAAGCGCUGGAAGACCACUUCAGCAGUUUCGGACCUAUCUCUGAGGUGGUCGUUGUCAAGGACCGGGAGACUCAGCGGUCCAGGGGUUUUGGUUUCAUCACCUUCACCAACCCAGAGCAUGCUUCAGUUGCCAUGAGAGCCAUGAACGGAGAGUCCCUGGAUGGUCGUCAGAUCCGUGUGGAUCAUGCAGGCAAGUCUGCUCGGGGAACCAGAGGAGGUGGCUUUGGGGCCCAUGGGCGUGGUCGCAGCUACUCUAGAGGUGGUGGGGACCAGGGCUAUGGGAGUGGCAGGUAUUAUGACAGUAGACCUGGAGGGUAUGGAUAUGGAUAUGGACGUUCCAGAGACUAUAAUGGCAGAAACCAGGGUGGUUAUGACCGCUACUCAGGAGGAAAUUACAGAGACAAUUAUGACAACUGAAAUGAGACAUGCACAUAAUAUACACAAGGAAUAAUUUCUGAUCCAGGAUCGUCCUUCCAAAUGGCUGUAUUUAUAAAGGUUUUUGGAGCUGCACUGAAGCAUCUUAUUUUAUAGCAUAUCAACCUUUUGUUUUUAAAUUGACCUGCCAAGGUAGUUAAAGAUCUUUAACAGUUCCAUCUUUUAAAAAAUUUUUUCUGCCUAUUUAAAGACAAAUUAUGGAACGUUUGUAGAGCCUGAGUGUUUUUCUUUUUACCAGUUUUUUAGUUAGAUCUCUCAGGAUUAUUGGAGCUAGCAAUAAUUGAUUCUGGCAAGUUUGGCCAGACUGGUUUCAGAAAAUUAAUGUGUAUCCAGGACAUUUUAAAAACCUGUACACAGUGUUUAUUGUGGUUAGGAAGCAAUUUCCAAACGUACCUAUAAGAAAUGUGCGUCAAGCCAACCUGACCAACAUGGUGAAACCCCAUCUGUACUAAAGAUAAAAAAAUUAGUCCUGCGUGGUGGCAUACACCUGUAAUCCCAGCUACUCGGGAGGCUGAGGCAGGAGAAUCGCUGGAACCCCAGAGGCGGAGAUUGCAGUGAGCCGAGAUCGCGCCACUGUACUCCAGCCUGGGCAACAGAGCGAGACUCCAUCUCAAAAAAAAAGAAAAGUGUAUCAAUAACAUGAUUAUCCAGGGGUAUUUUCUAAUUCAGAUAAUCAAACUGAUUAUAUAGAAGAGUUGCUUUAAAAUGUUUGCAAAUGUCUUUUUUUUUUUUUAAUACUGGAAGAAAAAAUAUUCUGUUGUGUCUCAUACAGUGCUUAGGAUGUCUUUCACAGAGCUUAUUAAAAAGAUGAAACC
Molecule: messenger RNA, 1621 nt
Organism: Macaca mulatta (Rhesus monkey)
Lineage: Eukaryota; Metazoa; Chordata; Mammalia; Primates; Cercopithecidae
Gene: RBM3
Product: RNA binding motif protein 3
Molecular function (GO): RNA binding
Source: RefSeq, a predicted model, not a curated record